CCGCACCGCACCGCACCGCAGCCAUGAAGUACAAGAAUCUUAUGGCAAGAGCCCUGUACGACAACGUCCCGGAGUGCGCGGAGGAGCUGGCCUUCCGCAAAGGAGACAUUUUGACGGUGAUAGAGCAGAACACGGAAGGCCUUGAAGGAUGGUGGCUCUGCUCCUUGCACGGCCGGCAAGGCAUCGUUCCAGGCAACCGCGUGAAACUGCUCAUAGGCCCCGUGGUGCAGGACGGCCCUUCUGCUCAGGAUAUGUCCAAUUCGGGACUGACGCAUCCAUCCUUCAACCAGCAAAAAAUCUACCAGGUGCCCAGCUCGCACGCCGUUGCACGGGACCCCGUGUACCAGGUGCCGCCUUCCCACCUGAAUCAGGGAAUCUACCAGAUCCCCACGAGCCAUGGCCUCGUGGGGCACGAUGUUUACCAAGUGCCACCCUCCAUGCAGAGGAGCCUAGACGUUCCUCCAGCAAACAACGUAAUAACUCCAGUCAGGUCAGGCCAAGGUUAUGUUUAUGAGUUCCCUUCCAAAUACCAGAAGGACACCUACGAUAUCCCCCCCGUUCGCCCUCUCCAAGGGAUAUAUGACAUUCCCCCAGCAUCCGCUAAGGGGCCUACAUAUCCAGUCCCCAUGGGAGAAGCAAAAGCUUUAGGCAUCUAUGAUAUACCGCCUACCAAAGGGAUCUAUGCUCCACCACCACCUGUGUGCCGAGAUGAUACAGGCCUGAGGGAAAAUCUGCAGGAUUUUUCAUCCCCCCUGGGCCACAGUGCCAGACCAGAAGGAGUUUACGAUAUUCCUCCUCCCAUCACCAAAGCAACUGGGAAAGAACUUAGUCAGAAAUAUUCUCCUGAGGGAAUUUUAUCGACUGAUGGAGUGCCACGCAAGCAGAGCGUGUACGACAUCCCUGUGAACCAUCAAAACCAGUUUCUCGGGCAGCAAAUUGCACCUCAGAAGGAUGUGUACGACACCCCACGGGGCACGGCCUUUCCAGGACAGCAGACAGGCCUAAAUGAAAGUGGAAUCUCCGAAGGAAGUGAGGGUGUCUAUGAUGUGCCACCAGCCAUGCUACAAGACACUAAAGGCUUCCAGGAUGUGACCGACGGGAUAAACAGGCUGUCUUUCUCCAGCACGGGAAGUACCAGGAGUAACAUGUCCACAUCGUCAACAACAUCAAAGGAGUCUUCUUUCUCAGCGUCCACCGCGCCGGACAAAAGACUAAUCCUGGAUCCAGACACAGCCAUAGAGAGGCUUUACUGCCUCCAGCAGAUGAUGGAGGCGGGUGUGGGUAACCUCAUGGCCUUCGUGACCGCCGACUGGCGCUCCUACGGCUACCUGGAGAAGCACCUCAACGACAUCCGCGCCGCCGUGGACGCCGUGGAGCGCUCGCUCGUGGCCUACCUGCAGUUCGCACGGGGCUCGGCCGCCAACGCCGCCUGCUUGGCCGACGGGAGCCUCUACAACAAAAUGAGGCGGGAGGUGCAGAGGCUGGAGGACUCCCACCAGAUCCUCACGCAGACCAGCCACGACCUCAACAGCUACAGCUGGUCUUUGAACGUCCUCGCGGUCAACAGGCCGCACAACAAGUGUGACGACCUGGACCGCUUCGUUAUGGUGGCGAGGACGGUGCCGGACGACGCCAAGCAGCUGACCACGACCAUCAGCGUCAACGCCCCAGCGCUCUUCCCGCCGGCGCUGGGCGGCUCGCGGGGCAGGAGCGCCGCGGAGAGCGGCCCCCGCGCGCCCCAGUCCGGCGAGAGGAGCCGCGAGCCGUGGGGCGGCCCCGGCGCGCUGCCGGCCAAGGAGCAGCACCCGCCCGGGACCCACGGCGAGAGCUCGGGGAAGAGCUGGAUGGAUGACUACGACUACGUCCACCUGCAGGGGAAAGAAGAGUUUGAAAGACAACAGAAGGAGCUACUGGAAAAAGAAAAUAUCAUGAAGCAGAGCAAAAUGGAGCUAGAGCACCAUCAGAUCAACCAGUUCCAGCGCCUGGAGCAGGAGAUCACCAAGCCCGUGGAGAACGACCCGUCCAAGUGGAAGGCGCCGCCAGCCCUGCAGGCAGCCGGCAGCCCCACUGCCUCCCACGACCGGCAGCUGCUUUCCUUCUACUCGGAGCAGUGCGGCACCCACCACGCCUCGCUGCUCAAGGCCAUCGACGCCUUCUUCGGCUGCCUCAACGCGGCGCAGCCGCCGCGCAUCUUCGUGGCGCACAGCAAGUUCGUCAUCCUCAGCGCCCACAAACUCGUCUUCAUCGGGGACACGCUCGCACGGCAGGCGAGCAGCCAGGACGUGCGCAACAGGGUGAUGAACUCCAGCAACCAGCUGUGCGAGCUGCUGAAGAGCAUCGUGAUGGCCACCAAGGUGGCUGCCCUGCACUACCCUCACACGGGAGCCCUGCAGGACAUGGUGGACCGAGUGGCAGAGCUCUCCCAUCACGCACAGUUGUUUAAACUCUCCUUAGGCCAGAUGGCAUCGCUAUGAAACAACAGGCGUGAGCCAGUCCAUGAACAGUGAAACAGAGAAAACUGCAAACUGGAGAUAUUUUAUGUAAAGCGUUAUCAUUGGGUUUUUUAAUAAAUAUUUUAUAUGAAGUAUUUUAAAUACAUUUUUAUGGCUUAGAGAAUCUAAUGAAAUCAGGGAUCUGGGAAUAGAUCUGGUUCCGUAUUAUGGUUCUAAUAUACAUCUAGAUAUGUAUACACUGCAUAUAUGUAUAUGUUGCUAUGUUCCCUAGACAUCAUUAAGCACCUUAAAAGUACAUGUCGGGUAAGCAGUGCCUCUCUCUGUAUAUACUGCCUGUUUCUCAGUAUACUUGUUAACUGGAUGCUGCACUCUUCUUGUUUCAUUCCAGCUUAAGUUUGGCCCAUGGACCUGGCUGGGAAAGCUACCUGUAGCAAUCCAUGAAGCCAACGUAGCGGUUCUCAUAGAACCAACCCCACUCCCUUCUUAAAAGCUAUUUUCUCUGGGUUAAUUCCCUGACCUUUAGCUUUCCCUUCUUGGCGUGGUUUGGCAGACAGGAUUCCACCAUUGUGAAAAGCAGAACUGUAACGAACAGCACAUCCAAGUGCACUAAGCCCCUGGGAGCAAAACACGUGGAGGCGACGACUUAAGAGACAGACCCUUCUAUGCAGGAUUAUGCUCAACAGAAAAAUCUGAGUGCCACAAGGCAUUUCUGAUAACUGUGCAACAUGGCAUUUCCCAGCAGUGUAAAUGUAUGUGCUUGCCUGGUCUGUCUGCUCAGAGUUGGGAGUUUAGUUGUGGAUGGACUCCGGGUUAUCCUGAGAACAGCCCCAGAUGCAGCAGGCUCAGCUCUAAGGGUGCAGGUGAGCAGCGUCUCCAAAGGCCAGUCCCUUCGUGAAAGAAGAAGAACCUGAUUUAAAAUCACAGAUAUUUAAACACCUGGGCAGUAUAUGGAUAAUUUAAAGAAGACAGCACUUAUUUUUCUAGGACAUAUUUUGGGGAAUUCCUUGCAUCUAGUGCAGCUCUGAUUUUCAUCCAGAUAUUGGGCUUUUUCCAAGUUACAUUCUACAGCUGCAGAUCCUGCUACUCUUCUGCACUCUGCAGUCACCAGGAAUGACAUCCCAUUUUAAUGUGUAAUUCUGUCAGCAGCACAUAUUGUUCUAACCAGCAAUUUUCAACUUGAAUGCCUGAAGAAUUGCUAGCAGAAACAGGGAACCCUUAAGAAAUUACGUACGCAGGCUUCUCUAUAACAUACAGAAACUUGUACGUUUUUCACUGCCUUUUGUGAACCCCCCAAAAUAAGUCACAGGACUCCAGGUGUCUGUGGUGCCCAGGCUGGAAAGCUCUCUCCAAACUGGGUGGCAGGAGCAUCCCGACUCUCGCAGUGAAUUCCCGGCCAUUCCGGUGAUGCUGCAGCAACGGCUGUUGGCGCAGGCAAGCCGAGCCAGACCCACGCCGAUACCUACCGAGCGUCUGCAGGAGACACCACAUCACGAGUGAACACAGUCCCAACGAGCAGCAAGCAGAAAAUAUUCGGGCAUUCCUGCCUAAACUUCUCCUUUCACCACCUGCAUCUAAGAGGUGCCCUAUUGCAGGGGGGUUUCUUGUCUCAGGUAACAGAAACAGCAGCAGCAGCUGCCUCAGUUUUGCCGCCUUAACAUAAACAUCUCACAGCGAAGGCUGCCUCGAGCCACCACAAUGUUCCUUCCAGAGGCUCCAGAACAUUCCCGGGAAGGCCAGUGGGGGCUGGCACGGCCUCAGCCCGCCCAGAAACAGCUCCAGGCCUCAGUUCUGGUACAACACAACUGAGAACCGUUUUUAAACUCUCCUCAGCCUGGCAAAGAAAAUGGGUAGCUUUCCUGUUGCAGCCAACCAACACCCAGUUACCAAAAUAAUCCCCUUGAAACUGUUU
Molecule: messenger RNA, 4362 nt
Organism: Nothoprocta perdicaria
Lineage: Eukaryota; Metazoa; Chordata; Aves; Tinamiformes; Tinamidae
Gene: NEDD9
Product: neural precursor cell expressed, developmentally down-regulated 9
Exons: 8
Coding region: 24-2474 (816 amino acids)
Biological process (GO): cell migration; cell surface receptor protein tyrosine kinase signaling pathway
Cellular component (GO): cytoplasm; plasma membrane
Molecular function (GO): protein binding
Source: RefSeq, a predicted model, not a curated record